AUGUUAGUCAACGAACUGAGGACACAACAGCAAUCACAAGGGCGAGACUCAACUGGUCUCGAGUUCAGCUUGGACGCCCUGGGUAGGCUGCUCGAGGACAACGUGGCCCGCGUACGCAACGACCUGCGCCUGCUAACCCACAAGCUCAACUCUGCCGAGGCCGCCAUGGCCCGCGGUAGCGACGGCAACACCAACAGCACCGCCUCACCCAGGGUGACGGUCUCCCUCUCCCUGCCCUUCCUACCGCCCCCUGGCCACCGCACCAUGCCCUCGCCCCUCCAGCUAGGCAGCCCCGGUCGACUCCUCGACACUGGUGCGGUCGGCCUACCCAAGAGUACCAGCAAGCGGCACACCGCACUGCAACUGCAUGGGAGGGACUCUCUGGGCAGCCUCGAAUCGAGCGCCGAGGCCACGCUCAAGCCUCGCGCUCGCUCGUUCAUGGAGGAGAGCGGCGGUAUGACGGACGAGACGAUGACCGGCGAUGAUGAAGAGGACGAGGAGAACGACGAUCUGCUAGAUUCGACGACGCUGUCGCAGUGCGCGGAGCAGGAGAGCCUGGGACAACUGGUGGACGAGCUGGUGACGCUCAACGUGGGCGGGCGCAGGUUCCAGACCUACCGCCGCACACUAAUGCGGGUCCCAGGCAGUCUUCUCGGUCGCUACACCACCUCCGAGCACUACGCCUUGGAAAACAGGGAGAGCACCAGCCGGUCGCGAAGGAAAGACGCGUUCUUUGAUCGCAACAGCACAGCCUUCGAGGCCAUUCUCGACUUCUAUCGCACCGGGGUUCUGCUGAAGCCGCCAGAGCUGCACGAGGAGGUGUGGAAGGGCGAGCUGGGCUACUGGGACAUCAAAGAGAACCAGGCCCUGGAGCUCACGACAGAGACAAAGACUGGCUCUCAGGGUGAGAAGAAGCAGAAGAGCAAGGCUGUCAAGCGGGUGAAGAAGAAGAAGAGGGCUUCUACCAAGGACAAGGACACCAUCAAGGCCCUCGCCUCCCCGCCUGGCGGGCGUAGCUGGGAGGAAGCCGACGACGUGAGCCUCAAGACCAAGGAGGCACCCGGCAGGGACGACCGGGUCAUGAGCACCAUCGACCUGCCGCCUCCCUCGAGCACUAAGAAGAAGGACAAGGGCAAGUACAUCACCACCCUCGCUUCCGAGGUGGGGGUGGGCGGGAGUGACAACAACACGUGGAAGAAGAAGAGCAGGCGCUCGGGCAGCGCCUCCGACCUGUCGCUGGAGAAGGAGAAGCCGGCUAAGUCCGUGGCGAAGAAGGAGAAGCGGGAGCACCGGGUCGAGCGGAGCGCCUCCAAUCGUUCCCUCACCUGA
Messenger RNA from Acanthamoeba castellanii str. Neff, 1329 nucleotides. RefSeq names its product K+ channel tetramerization subfamily protein. The coding region runs from base 1 to 1329 and encodes 442 amino acids. Gene Ontology annotation, biological process: protein homooligomerization; potassium ion transmembrane transport. The transcript is spliced from 6 exons. NCBI's taxonomy places the organism in Eukaryota, Discosea, Longamoebia, Acanthamoebidae. The record is from RefSeq and is a predicted model, not a curated record. Gene Ontology annotation, molecular function: protein binding; voltage-gated potassium channel activity.